AUGUCUUCACAGGCUGAUUUGAUUGCGCAAGCAGUAUUGCAGCAAUUCCACAAGUUACCUGCAAAACGGAAACCUGCCGUUCGCGAUAAUGGUUUACAUGAAUGGGUUCCUCUGAGUGGCAUCGUUGCUGAACAGAACGGGGUCUUGACCUGUCUUGCUCUGGCAACUGGCAUGAAAUGCCUUCCGGUGUCGAAAAUAGCACAGUCGAACGGUGUUGGCAUCCAUGACUGGCAUGCCGAGAUCCUGGCCAUCAGGACUUUUAAUCGCUUUCUGCUUGACGAAUGUCAAAGUCUCCUGGAAAAUGAAAACAAAUUGAGCAUUUUGCAGAGAAAAAAGAAUAUACCCAACAGCGAUGGAAUGUGUCCACAGUCUUUCCAGGUUAAAGACGAUGUAAGACUGCAUAUGUACUGCUCAGAAGCGCCAUGUGGCGAUGCCAGCAUGGAGCUCACAAUGGCCGCCCAAGAAGAUGCUUCAGCAUGGGAGGCCCCAACACCCACAACCAGGACUCCUGAUCCAAAUGCCGAUACCUCUCUGUUAGGGCGAGCCUGCUUUUCUCGAACUGGUAUUGUUAGGCGAAAGCCUGCUCGAGGAGAUGCACCGCCAACGCUCUCCAAGUCCUGCUCCGACAAACUAGCACUUAAACAGUGCACUUCGCUCCUCUCAGCUCUAUCAUCACUUUUUAUUGACACAACCAACGCAUACAUUCACAGUAUCGUAUUGCCAGAAUCCCAACAUUCUGAAGUCGCUUGUAGACGGGCUUUUUCAGAAGAAGGUAGAUUGAAACCUUUGGCUGGUAAGAUGUGGUUGGGAGGAUAUUCUUUCAAGCAAUUCUCAACCUUGACAACUGGUCUGGAGUUUGAAUUCUCAAAAAUAGCCGUGAAAGCUCGGGCUGAUAAGAUAUCGGCAAGCAAUCUUGCAGCAACGUGGUCAUCUUCAGGGUUUGAAGAGAACAUAAUCGGGGGAGUUAUUCAAGGUCGGAAAGCUUUCAACACAAAUGCAGCAAGUCGCAUGUCAAGACAACGCAUGUGGGAGGCAGCCGGGGACCUUGCCGAUAGACUCGGUGCCGGGUGCUCUGCCACAGCACUAUAUCUCAAGUCUUGUACUUAUCGGGAUGUAAAGCAAGGCCAGCUAACAGCUCAUAGAAGAAGAGUUAAGGAAGAGGCGCGCGAGACGGCACUUGUAGGGUGGAUUAGGAAUGACGGGGGAUCAGAUUUCCAACUAGAAAAGCGUAGCAAUCAUUGA
Fusarium venenatum is the source of this 1242-nucleotide messenger RNA. Its product is annotated as adenosine deaminase/editase. Gene Ontology annotation, biological process: tRNA wobble adenosine to inosine editing. Gene Ontology annotation, molecular function: RNA binding; tRNA-specific adenosine-37 deaminase activity. Lineage: Eukaryota; Fungi; Ascomycota; Sordariomycetes; Hypocreales; Nectriaceae. The record is from RefSeq and is a predicted model, not a curated record.